This is a messenger RNA of Juglans regia (Persian walnut), 1059 nucleotides long. Its product is annotated as F-box only protein 8-like. The record is from RefSeq and is a predicted model, not a curated record. Bases 1 to 1059 code for a protein of 352 amino acids. NCBI's taxonomy places the organism in Eukaryota, Viridiplantae, Streptophyta, Magnoliopsida, Fagales, Juglandaceae. The transcript has a single exon. Gene Ontology annotation, molecular function: protein binding.
AUGUCCGCCUAUAUCCCUCAAGACCUGGUUCUAGAAGUUCUCCCCUGGCUUCCCCUAAAAUCUCUUAUCCGAUUCCGAUCCGUCAGCAAUUAUUGGGCCACCCUCAUCGGUACUCCCGAUUAUUUCUCCAAAUGUAUUAUCAACGAUUGUAUUCUCGUCAACCCCACCCAUCCACUCCUCCUCGUAAAACGCGCCCUCAUAUCCACAGACGGAAGGCUGUCUUACUCAUACCUAUGCUACAGCACUCUCGCCUUUGCCUCUGAAAGUCAUCAAGAUCUUCCGUUACAAGGCCCACGUGAUAUCGCCGUUGUGGGUUCCUGUAAUGGCUUUCUCUGCAUCUUUGACUACAUUGAAACGGGCAACAUCGUUGUCUGGAACCCCACCACGGUGGAGCUCAUGAUCUUCCCUCCCGUUUCGGAAGUGGGCACUGUCUUUUUCGGUUUCGACCCGAUACACGACGAGUUUAAGGUUAUGAGGAUUCGCUAUGCGCUGUUCCACUCCCCGGAGAGUGAAGCCAUUGCUCUGGACCGGGAAGUGGAGGUUUAUAGCCUAAGCGGCGGUUCUUGGAGAAAUCUUGUCGUCGAUAUUGAAGUGCCUGAUCUUCGUGAACACGAUCCAGCUUAUACGAAUAGUGUUUGUUUCUGGUUGGCGUUAAAUUGUACAGGGGGCGAGAAGGUUAUUGCGUUCGAUGUGUGCGACGAGGCGUUCCGAACGACGGCGUUGCCCGAUGCUAGCCUUGUUGAAAGCUAUCGUGAAAAUUGGAGGACUCUCAAGGUACUAAAAGAAUCGGUUGCUUUACUAGUUUUUCCUUGUGAAGAUGGUGGGGAGGAGAGUUUCUUGGAUAUAUGGGUGUUGCUCGAGUUUGGUGUUAAAGAAUCUUGGAUUCGGCUGGUGAGGAUCGUACCCAUUUGUUGUAAUGCAUGGCCGUUGGGGUUUUGGAAGAAGGGCGAGUUGCUUAUGGAGAUAGAGGGGGAGCUGGUAUUGUAUGACCCUUUUGCUCAAAGCGUAAGAAAUCUUCAGCUUGAUGGGGAGUGUUUCCAGGUUCUACCUUCCCCGUAG